ACCUCUGUUAAGCGGAUGUAGUUAUAUUGCAACUAGAUAUUUUGGUGUAACAACUAGAAGUGCAGUACAUUAUUAUUAUUAUUGGAUAAACGUCAUAUCGUCUGCUCAAGAUCGGCUUUGUAUACUAUCCAUGUUUGUUACGUACUAAAGGGACACACGAACCCAGCAUUCUACAGCAUUACACAUUCAGCAUGUUACAACAUUACACAUUCAGCUUGUGACAGCAACAAACCUUCCAUUUGAAGUUUCUCACAUUGGAUAGUUCUUCAGAAAUUGGAUACACACAUAAUGACAAAAACAUGUAGAUAAGAUAAGAUAAUUUUAUUGAUCCAAUCAAAUGGAAAUUCAGUUUGACUACAAUUGACAAUAUCAGCGUAACUACUGUAACAAUAACAGUAUAGAUGAAAAAUUCGAACAACAUUCACACACGAAACACAUACACACUCACAACCAGCGCUUUAUGAAUUUGACUUCUAUGUACUUCUCGAUGACGACAGCUGAUCUUGUAACACUCUGACCGAAAGUGGGAUAAAUAAGUUUUUAAAUCUUUCUGUUUUAGUCCUAAUGGAAAGGAGACGACCACUUCGUUCAGAUCUUAUGUAACAGUGGUUUAAUGGGUGCAAGUUGUCCUUAAGAAUCGAAAGUGUUUUGGAAACGCAUCUUUCAUAAAAAAAGCUCUUCAAGGGUUCAUACAGAGAUUUUAAAAUCAUGACGUCGGAAACAAUUUUGAGACUGUGCUCUUUAACUGUGGUGUCUGCUGUUUGUUUGGCCAAGAAUGUGGUGCUGCUGCCACCACCAAUGUCGAGCUACAUCAUCUACCACGCCAACAUUGGCCAGGCUUUAAUAGAACUUGGCCACAACGUGUCACUCUGUGUCCCAGAAUAUCUGUCCAACAAGGAACUGGUGCCGCAUAAAAGUAUUAACAUCAUACGAUACGGGGAAUAUCUCGGCGAUGUCCAGGCCAAGUUUUUACAAAGAGUCGAUCUGAGAGAUCAAUUCUGGCAAGGUAAACCUCAAACAUUCUUGAGUCGGUUCCCGUUGAUUCAGAUGUUUAAAGAACUAAUUAAUGAAAUUCUCUCAGACACAAAGUUUCUUGCAGCGAUACAAGAACACAACCCUGAGUUCUUCGUCGUAGACAACUUCAUGUAUAUUAGAAAUAUUCUGGUACUGCCCUACAAAAUGGGAAUUCCCUUUAGCCUUAUAGGAAGCUUUCCUGACAACUUUCUCAACGGGAUUCCAUUUAACCCCGCCUCCGAGCCACUGGUGCUUGAGUACGCCAGUUACAACAAAACAUUUUUUGAAAGGGUCAAGGCUGUAACCAUGAGCCUCAUUUUUUUAAGCUACGACCUCUUCUCCGACGCUGACGUUGUCUCAAGAUACGCCCCUGAAAAAGCUUACAUGACCAUCAGGGAUAUUGCUCUGAAGGCGGAAAUAUUUAUUGCGGAAACAGAUCAUGUUCUAGAUUACCCACGCACAAGUCUUCCUAACACAAAACUUAUUGGGGGAUCUUCAGUAAGUGAGGCCAAACCAUUGUCAGGAGAAGUAAAAAGGUUUGUUGAAAUGUCUUCCAGGGGCGUAGCUGUUGUGUCUUUUGGUGGGUAUAAUAUUUACAUACCAGAUCAUAUCAGAUCUAAAAUGGCAACUGCGUUUCAAAAACUAAAUCUAAAUGUCAUUUGGAAAAUAAAUUGGACAUUUGAGCAACGAGACAAAAUUUUAACUUUAAAUUGGAUUCCACAAAAUGACCUCUUGGGUCAUCCUAAAACUAGAGUUUUAGUUUCUCAUUGUGGGAAAAAUAGUCAAUACGAGGCGCUGUACCAUGGAGUUCCAAUCCUUUGUCUUCCAAUGCUUUCUGAUCAGUUUUACAAUUCGAAACGAAUCUUCAUAAAGGGAUUCGGACAAUAUGCGGACAUAAGGGAGAUAACCUCUGAUGAACUAGCUCGUUUGAUUCAGCAAGUAGCAGACGAUCCUAAAUAUAGAAGUAACAUCCAGCAAGCAUCGACAAUUUUUAGAGAACUUUACAAAAUUCCCAGCAAGGAAGCUGCUUUUUGGCUGGAUCACGCGAUGAAAUAUGGCGGAAAUUACAUGAGGUCAUCGGGUCAACAAAUGCCACUGUACCAAUUUCUUUUAUUAGAUGUCAUGGCCUUUCUUUUAUUUAUUCCCAUUGUUACUAUGUUUAUAUUAUUUGUCAUUGUGAAACUUUGUUGUUACAGAUUUAGAACAUUGAAAAUGAAAAAUGAUUAGGACACAGCGUUUGAAAUAAAAGGAAGAUCAAAAUUAAAUAUUUAUAUCAUAUCUCUUAAAGUAAAGUCUGUUAGUUAUUAGUGAUCAGGCGGAAAUUUGUGUGGGUCCUUUGAUUCAUGUAAACUACAGUGAACACAUGUGAAGUUAUGUUUAAAAU
Molecule: messenger RNA, 2398 nt
Organism: Biomphalaria glabrata
Lineage: Eukaryota; Metazoa; Mollusca; Gastropoda; Planorbidae
Product: UDP-glucuronosyltransferase 1A1-like
Exons: 2
Coding region: 709-2241 (510 amino acids)
Molecular function (GO): UDP-glycosyltransferase activity
Source: RefSeq, a predicted model, not a curated record